This is a messenger RNA of Pecten maximus, 1084 nucleotides long. Its product is annotated as polyprenol reductase-like. Gene Ontology annotation, molecular function: 3-oxo-5-alpha-steroid 4-dehydrogenase activity. NCBI's taxonomy places the organism in Eukaryota, Metazoa, Mollusca, Bivalvia, Pectinida, Pectinidae. The coding region runs from base 32 to 934 and encodes 300 amino acids. Gene Ontology annotation, cellular component: endoplasmic reticulum. The transcript is spliced from 5 exons. The record is from RefSeq and is a predicted model, not a curated record. Gene Ontology annotation, biological process: dolichol-linked oligosaccharide biosynthetic process; polyprenol catabolic process.
GGGGUCGUUUCCGGUGUGAUUUGUGAGGAGGAUGUUUCUGCUUAGCGUAGUAUGGAAUAUUGCUUCUUUAGCAAUUAUUCUGGGUUAUUUAACCGUCGAAUAUAGUUCUUAUUUCCCUAGUCUAAUCCAUGAUCUAUAUUUGUUUGGGAAAGUCCGUAAAUUAGACGGUUUCAAGUUACGGGACAGUAUAUUGCACGUGCCGAAAAGCUGGUUCUGCCAUUUCUAUCUCACGGGUGUAGUGAUAAACUCCGCUGUCUUAGCCAUCACUCUCUACACAGUUUUGGGAACGGGAGUUUGGCCAGAAUGUGUCCAAGACUUCCUCACUAUCAUAGGACAUCCUGGCAAGGAGGCUGAAGAUCUGACAGCCCCGUUUCCAAUGGUGCUAGCUAUUGUCAUGGAAGAGAUACAGGUGAUUCGCAGAAGCAUUGAAACCCUAUACAUCAACAGCUACUCAAACAGUAAAAUGAGUCUGGUCAUCUACAUUGUGGGUUUGCUAUUCUACUCCAGCAUCGGCAUAUCCAUCCUGUCCCUGUCUCAGGCAGGUCCAAUCUCUCUGGAAGAUUUCUAUUCACUGUCCUGGCUACAAUGGUAUGCUGUGGUCUUGUUCCUGUAUGCAAGUUACAAGCAGUACAGUAUCAACAAAAGGAUGGCUAAGUUACGACAGGAUAAGAAUGGUAAUGUUGCCAAUAAGAAGCAUCACAUUCCACACGGGGACUUGUUUGAAUAUGUAUCUUGUCCACAUUUUCUAAUGGAGAUUAUUCUGUACUUUGCAAUCGCCACAGUGGUCGGCUGGGAACACGAGGUAUGUCUAUAUCUGUGGCUCUUUGUAUUUGUCAACCAACUCAUCGAGGGGUAUCUCGUCCACAGAUGGUACAAGGAGACGUUCCCCAAAUACCCGCCGGAACGGAAAGCUAUUUUACCCUACCUCUUCUAAGCAGAUACAUUUAUUCCACGUAAAUGUAUCAUACAGAACAGAGGCUGAAAGAAUCGUAAAUAUAUCUCAACUCAACGUCCAUCAUUCCUGUUUUAAUAUUAGUACAAAUUGUUAAGAUUUUUACAGAUAGAUAAUUCUGCUGAGAGAAUC